CCACAAUUUUUUCCACUUUUCAUCAACCAUAAAUAUUGUAAGUUUAAGCUCUACAACUCCUCGAUCCUCGAAUCAGUUGCGCCCCUCUCUGGCGACGAUGGCGACGGCGCCACCCAGCAGAUCAAGAGACCUCGACAAGCUCCUCCUCCGGCCUGGCCACCUUGUCGUGCCUAACUUUGAGCCCGGCCCAGAAUUGAGAGAUGACAUAAAGGAGUAUGUGAAAGUUUUGGUAGUAGGCGCAGGUGGGCUCGGAUGCGAAUUGUUGAAAGACUUGGCUUUGUCCGGUUUCCAAAACCUCGACGUCAUUGACAUGGAUCGCAUCGAAGUUACCAAUCUUAAUCGCCAGUUUUUAUUCAGGUUAAUCUUAAUGUUAAUUAUGUGCUCAAUAUGUGAACGCACUGGGAAAAUUUGAGCAAAUAUGUUAAUU
Olea europaea var. sylvestris is the source of this 427-nucleotide messenger RNA. RefSeq names its product NEDD8-activating enzyme E1 catalytic subunit-like. Gene Ontology annotation, molecular function: NEDD8 activating enzyme activity. Gene Ontology annotation, cellular component: cytoplasm; nucleus. Bases 98 to 412 code for a protein of 104 amino acids. Lineage: Eukaryota; Viridiplantae; Streptophyta; Magnoliopsida; Lamiales; Oleaceae. Gene Ontology annotation, biological process: protein neddylation. The transcript has 2 exons. The record is from RefSeq and is a predicted model, not a curated record.